GAUCACUUUUCCAAACAGAUCCUUUCGGAGACUUAGAAUUGGAAAGAUGGAUCUCCAGGCUCCAAAAGGAAAAGAAUUAUUCAUUGAUGAAGAUGUGAUUGUCUGGAACCCAGCUUUUAACCAGGUUCUUCCACUUUCUCGAUGCAAUGACCCUUGUUUCCCUGGAUCCUGGAAGAAAGGGAUUGAAGGGGAACAGUUCUGCUGCUAUGACUGUGUUCCAUGCCCAGAAGGGAAGAUUUCAGAUCAAAAUGAAAUGGAUGACUGUUUUGAAUGUCCAGAGGAUCAUUAUCCAAAUAAAGAAAACAAUGGAUGCAUCCUGAAAUCGGUGGUAUUUCUAACCUUUGAAGAAACCUUAGGAAUUGGUUUAGCUUCAGCAGCUCUUGGUUUCUUCUUCUUGACAACUUGGGUACUAGGAACUUUUAUUAAGUAUCGGGAUACACCUAUUGUCAAAGCCAACAACAGGUUCCUCACUUACACCCUGCUUGUCUCUCUUCAGCUCUGUUUUCUCUCCUCUUUAUUCUUCCUUAGCCAACCUGGCAAAGUGACCUGCCUUCUCCGACAAUCAAUGUUUGGUGUCACUUUCUCUGUGGCCAUUUCUAGUGUACUGGCCAAAACCAUCACUGUAGUUGUUGCUUUCAUGGCCACGAAACCAGGAUCUCAGAUGAGGAGAUGGGUGGGGAAAAGAUUGGCCUUUUCUAUUGUCCUCUCAUGCUUUCUCUUACAAGUAUGCAUUUGUAUUCUUUGGUUGUCAACAUCUCCCCCAUUCCCUGAGUUGGACAUGCACUCAGAGUUCCAAGAAAUAAUUUUACAAUGCAAUGAGGGAUCAUCUUUCUUUUUCUACUGUGUCUUGGGGUACAUGGGAAUCUUGGCCAUUGCCAGCUUUAUUGUGGCUUUCCUUGCCCGUAAAUUACCCGACACCUUUAAUGAAGCCAAGUUCAUCACCUUCAGCAUGUUGGCCUUUUGCAGUGUGUGGAUCUCCUUCUUUCCAGCAUAUCUGAGCACAAAAGGAAAAGCCAUGGCAGCUGUGGAGGUUUUCUCCAUCUUGGCCUCCAGCGCUGCAUUACUGGGGUGCAUAUUCCUGCCAAAGUGCUACAUCAUUGUUUUGUGUCCUGACCUCAACCACAGGGAACAACUCAAAAAGAGGAACUAA
Pantherophis guttatus is the source of this 1150-nucleotide messenger RNA. NCBI's taxonomy places the organism in Eukaryota, Metazoa, Chordata, Lepidosauria, Squamata, Colubridae. The record is from RefSeq and is a predicted model, not a curated record.